CUGAAUUCGUCGCCUCCGGACCUGCAAGUGUAUCCUGGUAGACCAGUAUAUAAACACGGAGGUUUAUGACUCGACAGACCGAUUGUUACUUACGUUUAUCAGUUACAGAUAACAGGAGCCAGCAAAAUGACCAUUGCAAGUAUAAUCUUCCUCAUAGUGACCUGUACAUCUCUGUCGUUGGUACAUGGUUCUAAAAUGGUAUUCACUGCCUCGACGUCAACAAUCACAACAGCCUUGACCCAGUCCUUGUCGAUUAACUGUUCUUUGGAGUCGACUCAGGAUAUGAGCAACCAGUUUAAAAAUAUCUACUCUAUAACAGUGACACGAGUAUCAAUUAUUUCAGGAAAGGGUGAGGUAAUAGCCUCAGUCUCAGCUUGUAACCCAGCCACUGCUUACGGCGAUUUUCAAACACUUAGUGUUGCAGGGGACGUAACCUUCACUACUUCACCAGUCACGGGUUAUCUUUCCCUGACCUGGUCUAACCCAGAUCACCAGCAAGCCGGAACUUACACCUGUAACAUUAACGGUUUAAACGCGGACAAUCAGGGCGUCAUGUUGGCAGGAAAUCUGACAGUUCAAGUCCGACAACCCAUUGAAAACGAGUUAGUAGAUUUUAUAGCAAGAAUGGAAAAAAGAAUGCUGGCUAAUGAAGAAUUAGUACAACACUUGUUCCGUGAAAACAAAGAGCUAAAAAACAAAACAAUUUACUUAGAAUACAAUAACAAACAGCUAAAAGAAGAAAGCACACUACUGCAAACAGUGACAAAGAAUCUGCAAGAUUCGAACACAAAUCUCUCAGCUCUUGUCAGUCAGCUGGAGACGGGUGUACACAACAUAGAGGUCAGCAGCAACAGCAACCACGUCAACCUUGAACAACUUCAGAGGAUAGUUGACGAAAACAGAAACAACAGCCUGAUCAACAUUCAAGAGCUUCAGAAGCUGGUUAACGAAUUGAAAACAUGGCAAGAUAAACAGCGCGAUCCUCACUAUGAACUGAACUAUGCAUCGUGUGGAACUAUGCAAGAUUACAUGCCAUCAGAAGGCACUGGAAAAAUCAACACCGUGAAAGUAACUUUUCAAACGCCGUACGAGAAAGCGCCCUUAGUUUUUGUGUCGAUGACGUCGAUGGAUUUGAACAAAGACACCAACACGAGGUACUGGAUUGGGCCCACCAACGUGACCCCAACAGGAUUCGAUCUGGUGUGCGGCACGUGGGCAGACACCCAUAUAUACGGAUCUGGUGUAACGUGGAUUGCAAUCAAGUCGUAGAUUAUAUGGUUUAGAAUGUUUUGACUCGGCGUUCUUGUACAUAGAAAUAGAUAAAUCGGGAGUGAUCUCCCCUGAAGUUUCUCGUGUAAAGAGUAAAGAAUUGUACACCAAAAUAACGAUCACAAUGUUUGUAUAAUAUAUAGAAAAAUGUACUUUUUAAAAUCACUUUUUAUGUCACUGUGCAUUGUCAUCGAUCGUUAAUUUUCGUGAAAAUGUUAAAAGAAAUCGAUCCAGUUGAACUGAUCUCUUUUUAGAUAUCAUAAAUAAAGUAAAGCAGUGCCUCCGUU
Molecule: messenger RNA, 1556 nt
Organism: Physella acuta
Lineage: Eukaryota; Metazoa; Mollusca; Gastropoda; Physidae
Biological process (GO): cell-cell adhesion
Cellular component (GO): cell surface; phagocytic vesicle; protein complex involved in cell adhesion
Molecular function (GO): polysaccharide binding; oligosaccharide binding; N-acetylgalactosamine binding
Source: RefSeq, a predicted model, not a curated record